UAUAUUUUGACAGAGAAUAAGUGCAGUUGCAUUUUAUAUUUUCAACGAAGUUAAGAUAAUGUGAAUUGCUGACCUUUGGUUGCAGCUACAAUUGUGAAAUUUGAGAUUAAUGUAGAUGUUCUUUGUGCAAACAUCCAAGCUAAUUAUGGAACUACUUUUCGGCAGAUUUUCAAAAUCAAAAACAUAAUCUUAUAAUGGCUUCUAACAAAAAAUAGCAGCUGCAACAUAUCACAAAUCUUCAAAAACUACAGAAAACGUGGAACAGUCGUAAGAAGACACAGUCUUGGGUUGAAGUUGGAAACUUUGUUACUUUAGAAGUGUUAACAAUCAAACAAAAUGCCUAUUCUAUACAGCGUAAUAUCUCGGGGCAGCACCGUGCUGGCUAAAUAUGCGGAGUGUGUGGGAAACUUUGCCGAGGUCACCGAACAGAUAAUCUCUAAAAUCGCAAUGGAGAAUCACAAAUUGACAUAUUCGCAUGGCGAAUAUUUAAUACAUUAUAUAUGUGAAAAUCGCAUAAUCUAUAUGUGCAUCACAGACAACGAAUUUGAUCGUACACGAGCCUUUUUAUUUCUGGCUGACAUUAAACAGAAGUUUAUACAUACUUAUGGACUGCAAGUGGCGACAGCUAUUGCCUAUGCAAUGAAUACCGAGUUUUCGAAGGUACUGGCGGAACAAAUGACACAUUUCAGUCAGUCGCGGGAGGUGGACAUGAUUUCGCGAGUCCAUGGCCAAAUUGACGAAUUAAAAGAUAUAAUGGUGAAAAAUAUAGAUAGUCUUCGUGAUCGAGGCGAAAGAUUGGAAUUGCUUGUGAAUAAAACGGAAAAUCUUAGUAAUAAUUCUGUUGCAUUCCGUAAGGCAUCACGUAAUUUGGCACGACAAAUGUUCUGGAAAAAGGUUCGCAUCUAUGUAGUGGUGGUGUUAAUAAUAAUAUUUGUAAUCUAUGUGAUUAUAAGUAUGUUCUGCGGUGGACUGGCAUGGCAGAGUUGUGUUGCAAACUGAAAUACUGCAAACGUUUUCCAUGCAAAUUUAUUCUAAAUACCAUACGUAUUUACAUUUUGAAUAUCACAUAUUUAUAUUAAACUAAAAUCUUUGUUUUACUUUA
Molecule: messenger RNA, 1102 nt
Organism: Bactrocera tryoni
Lineage: Eukaryota; Metazoa; Arthropoda; Insecta; Diptera; Tephritidae
Gene: Vamp7
Product: vesicle-associated membrane protein 7
Exons: 6
Coding region: 337-999 (220 amino acids)
Biological process (GO): vesicle fusion; exocytosis
Cellular component (GO): membrane; SNARE complex
Molecular function (GO): SNAP receptor activity; SNARE binding
Source: RefSeq, a predicted model, not a curated record